Glossina fuscipes is the source of this 1314-nucleotide messenger RNA. Its product is annotated as phospholipase A2-like. The coding region runs from base 613 to 1203 and encodes 196 amino acids. Gene Ontology annotation, biological process: arachidonate secretion; phospholipid metabolic process. Lineage: Eukaryota; Metazoa; Arthropoda; Insecta; Diptera; Glossinidae. The record is from RefSeq and is a predicted model, not a curated record. The transcript has 2 exons.
UGUAUUGAUUAACCAUUGCUUUGUGGUGCGUAACCUAUAGCAUCCGUCCUUUGUGGAAAACAAGAAUUUAUUGAUGCUUUACUGAUCUUAAGCAAGUUUCUACGUACACCGAUAAUGUUAAAAGUCCAAAGCAAGACUCUCUCGAUAGUCAAAAAGUAGCUCUAAAAAUCGGAAUCCUAACUAUGUCAAAAGCCAAUGAAUUUUGACCUGGACUCAAAGGUAUCUUGCGAACUUUCAUAAACCAGCCAUCGAAACUUUCACAAAGAAGCCAUCGUAAUAGUAGUGAAGUCACCUAUAUGUAUCGUUCAUGAAGGAGACAAUGUUGAUGAUAAAAGUAGAAUUUUGCUAAAGAGCUUUUUUUUUUUUUGCUUUAUUACUUAAUUCCGAAAAUUAUUGACGCGUUUACACUGUACAGCUCAACAAAUCUCCCUAAUCUUAAUUUUUAAUUCUGAUACGUAUGAAUUUCAAAUAUGCUUAUCUCGCUGCCUUUAGCUGCACAUAAGUUUACUAAUGAAAUGGUAAUCAACAGCUUAGAAUAGUCAAUUACUUCGUUCCCUAAAUAUUGCAAACGCUAAUCAAAUCGCUUUAGCUGAGUUUUUGUUUUGAUUGUCAAUGACGCGAUACGCAAUAUUUGUCAUAUUUUUAAUAAGAACCGUUCAGGGUUUUGAAGAAUCCAUAUUUGAAGACGAGGACAUUUACAGAAUUUAUGUACCAGCACAGCCUCCGUCAACAAGUACGAUAGUCCCAGGUACAAAAUGGUGUGGCCCGGGAAACACAGCCGCUAACUAUGAUGAUUUGGGUAAUUUGAGAGAGGUUGAUAUGUGUUGCCGUGAUCAUGAUCACUGCGAAAGCAUAAUAAUGCCUGAUGUAACAUUACACAAUCUUUACAAUAGCGAUUGGUUUCCGAUAAUGAAAUGCAGUUGUGAACAAAAAUUUAUGAAUUGCUUGCAAGAAAUCAAUUCUCCCGCUUCAAAUGCUUUGGGACAUGUAUAUUUUGUGGGUCGAGACAAAUGUUUUCAAUUUGGUCAUCCAAUUAUCGAAUGCGCUAAACAUCAGCAAGGCAUCAUACGCAGACGUUGUAUAGUCUACAAAGUAGACAAAUUUAAGUCAAAAAUUUGGCAACUUUACGAUAUACCAUUCUAUACAAGCGUAGGUGAAACUACAAAUAAUUACGUUCGCAGAACGGCGAUAACAAUAAACUGAAAACUCAUUCAGCAACAAAGAUAGCAUAAUAAUGUCAAAAGAAGAAAGACAAUUAUAUUCGGCUGUGUUCCGAAUAUAUAUCUUUUCAUUCAUUUAUUUUUACAAACGAGA